UUAUGAAACGAAAAGAUCAUUAAGUUAUUAUUUAUAUACUUCUUAUAGGUAUCAGGCUUCAGUUCUUUGCGGUCGUGUCAACCUGAGAUUGUCGCGAAAAGAAAUACAUAUGUACCUAGUACAUUUUUCUAACACACAUUUACUUUUUUUCACUAUCUUUCUCUGUUUCAUUCUCUCGCCAAACAGUAUAACAGCUGGACAGCAAUUGAUUACGUUAGUAGCUCGGCGAUAGCUCAGCGCGCUGCUGCUUAUUUUUGUUAGUAGGUUUAACUUAUAAAUCAAUAUAUCAUUUUUAAAAUAAAUUAAAUAAAUAAUAUAAGACAAAAGGCAAUAUGAAACAGGAGAUAUAUAUUUAGUAGCAGUAACUUUAUUGAUACUCUUUGUACCCAUAUUUAAACGAGUUAAACGUGUCGAGUAAAGUGCAACAUCAUGGAUGAAUCCUACCUCCAUCAGCUUGUCGCAGAACCUAUAAAAAAUCUUCUUCGAUUACAUCGUAUAAAAGAAUAGAUAGAACAUCAAUACUGCAGAAACAAAAAUCUAAGAUAUUUGAGCAUACAACAAUAAAGGUUCAUCAGCAUGUUGGAGAGUAUGGAGAUAUUUUCCUUUAAAACAUAGAUAAUAAGAUAAAAUGGAUGAAUUCACGGGCAUGUACAAAUCAGGCAUAUAAUCCUACUUCCAUAGAACAUGUGGCUAAUGUGGCCACCCAUGGAAUUUGGAUUGUCCCUUCUAUAAUUGGCAGUUUAGAGCUUUUUCGACGUUCUAUAACAUGGACUCAGUUUGUUUCUGCGUGCGUUUAUGGUACUUCAUUGAUUCUUGUUUUUGUGGUAUCCACAUUUUUCCACAGUGUCCAUUACUGUAAUCAUAACAGACAAUUAAAAGACGCAUUACAUCGCUGUGACCGUGCUAUGAUUUAUAUCUUUAUAGCUGCUAGUUACUUUCCAUGGUUAAAUGUAGAUCAUUUCCCAGGUGAUAAACUACUUUUUACAAUGAGAUAUGCCGUUUGGAUCAUGGCAAUGUUGGGAAUUCUUUAUCAACAAAUUUUUCAUGAGCGCUAUAAAAUGCUUGAAACUAUUAUGUAUUUGGUCAUAGGUAUUGGUCCAAGUGUAGCAAUUAUUAAUGUUAAUGAUUAUUACAACAUUGCUGAAUUAAAAACAGGAGGAUUUAUUUAUAUUCUGGGCUUAAUAUUUUUUAAAUCAGAUGGUAGAAUACCUUGUGCACAUGCAAUUUGGCAUCUUUUUGUAGCUGCUGCUGCUGGAUUUCAUUAUUAUGCAAUUUUAAAUCAUGUAUUUCCUGCAAUAAGUUCAACAGUCACAAUUGAUCUACCAAGUGUGCCAUCAUUACCCCAUAUAGUACAAUCUCAUUUAGAAAUUUAGAUUUACAUAUAAUAUUUUUGCCAUAUAUUUAUAGUUUUGCAAAAAAGAAAUUAAGAUUUUCAAUGAAAACUCAGUAAAGACUGUAUUUGGUUCCAAUCUUCCAUACAAACAAAGUUUUUAUAGAAAAAUUUGUUGUGAAUAAGUAGACUAUUUAGAAUUUCGAUCUUUCUAUCACUAUAAAGGAUUUUUAUUAUAAAUUACUACAGCCAAAAAUAUGAAGAAUGUAAAUAUAAGACUAAAGUUGUAGUAACAGAGUAU
Vespa velutina is the source of this 1631-nucleotide messenger RNA. RefSeq names its product monocyte to macrophage differentiation factor 2. Gene Ontology annotation, cellular component: membrane. The transcript is spliced from 5 exons. Lineage: Eukaryota; Metazoa; Arthropoda; Insecta; Hymenoptera; Vespidae. Gene Ontology annotation, molecular function: pore-forming activity. The record is from RefSeq and is a predicted model, not a curated record. Bases 633 to 1373 code for a protein of 246 amino acids.